Sorghum bicolor (sorghum) is the source of this 928-nucleotide messenger RNA. RefSeq lists its product as uncharacterized. The transcript is spliced from 3 exons. Lineage: Eukaryota; Viridiplantae; Streptophyta; Magnoliopsida; Poales; Poaceae. The coding region runs from base 211 to 552 and encodes 113 amino acids. The record is from RefSeq and is a predicted model, not a curated record.
GCCCAUGGCUGCAGCUCCAAAUCCCUCUCAUUCUUCUCCAACAAAAUGGAAUCACAUGAUCAAUCGGAGUAUGUUAUGCUGCUGAUUCUAUCUUCUAGGCAUGACAGCAACAAUUGGUGAGAUUUUCUCCUUGUUGUUCAUCUCUUAUAUAUCCCCUUGCUGAUCUCUUCAAAUCACAGGACCUCAAGGAAUUCCUCAUAAUAAUCCCUAAUGUACAGAGAUGAGGUUGUGCUUCCUAUUGAACUCCAUGCAGUGAUAUUCCUCGCUUCUUAUCGUGGUUUGCCGCCGUUGCUACUUCUGCUGUGCAGCAUGUGCCCUGGCUGCGAUGAAUCUGUUAUGCCACUGCACAUAUUUUCCCGUCGCUGGAAUCCAGGAAUCAUUUGCAUUGUGCUGCGGAAAUACCAUGCUGCUGCAGUGCUUCAUGGAGGCCAUCUCAAUGUGCCGUGUCGCCUUCCGAAACCAGCAGCACAUCCCAUCGAUUGUCGACCGUUUUGCUGUCCAUUAUUGGCGUUGGUCGCCAUCGAGAUCAUGUCCAGCAGCGAUGAACAUUGAUGUGAGUCCCUCCCCCCUAUCUCAAUCUUGUAUACAUAUUCUUUUCCAUAAAUCAUGAGUCAUAGUCCAAGUUUGAUCAAAUUAUGUCAAAAGUUUUCCCGCAAUCGUGUUGCUGUCCUUUUUGGACAGCAGUGCUAUUGCUAGUCAGCGUUCAUGUUCUCCAUUGAUCUGUCAAGAUCUAUGAUGAAUCCUUUGAAUAUAACAUCAUUUAUAUAUUUGCACACGUCCCUGCAAAAUUUCAUAGCGAGACACUUCAAGAUGAAAGAGAUAUAAUCGUCUUUUCAGUGCUUGCUGUCCCUGCUAUUUCAGCAGUGUUGUGCCUCUGUUUGGUAGUGAUGUUCCCCAUAAUACAUUAGUCAAAUCAUCAAACCAUUCA